Molecule: messenger RNA, 435 nt
Organism: Hibiscus syriacus
Lineage: Eukaryota; Viridiplantae; Streptophyta; Magnoliopsida; Malvales; Malvaceae
Exons: 1
Coding region: 1-435 (144 amino acids)
Molecular function (GO): nucleic acid binding; RNA-DNA hybrid ribonuclease activity
Source: RefSeq, a predicted model, not a curated record
AUGGAACAAAUCGCAGCUAUUGGGAUCGUGGUCAGAGACCAUAACGGAUUGGUGACAGGUGGUAUAUGCAAACAAAUUAAGCAACCUUUCACAGCAGAAUCAACUGAGGUAGAAGCAUUCACACAAAGAAUCAAAUUUACCGUGGAGAAUGGUUGGACAAAUGCCACUAUUGAAGGGGAUGCGAUCUCGAUUGUGAACAUGCUCGUCAAUAAUAAAGAGGACGCUUCAACCAUUGAUUUACUUCUUACUGAUACCCGCUUGAUGUUGAACGCUAACAAAGACCUCAAAGUGUUUUAUGUCAAUCGCGAUGCUAAUUGGGCAGCCCAUACGCUUGCUCAUUGGGUUUUUUGUCCAAAUCCGGUCUUCUACUCUCUCUCUCUCUCUCUCUUGCAUGUGCGGAGCAUUGCAAAUUUAUUCAUUUCUUAUGUACAUUAA